AUGAUUGAGCUUCUCAUCAGCAUCGCGUUCUGCCUCUCCAGUGCGCUCACGGUGCUGAUCCUGCUGCUCCCCUCGCAGUAUGAUCCAGCCACGAAGGACAAGCCCAGCGUGCAGAUUCUUGUCUUGGGCGACAUCGGUCGGAGCCCGCGCAUGCAAUAUCAUGCCCUGAGCAUUGCUAAACAUGGGGGCAAGGUUGUCAUCAUCGGGUAUACAGAAUCCGAUCCUCAUCCCGACAUCGUUUCCCACCCAAAUAUCGCAAUUGUCCCUCUUCGUCCCCAUCCCGCAAUUCUACAGACCAGUAACAAGCUCCUGUUUACCAUUUACGGCCCAUUGAAGGUGUUGUUCCAGGUCACAUAUCUAUGGAAAUGCCUUGCGUAUACUGCCCCGCCAUCGCGCUGGCUUCUAGUGCAGAAUCCACCGUCAAUUCCUACUCUAGCGAUUGCGUCUCUAUCCUGUUUCCUGCGACAAACCAGACUGGUCAUUGAUUGGCACAACUUUGGAUAUUCCAUAUUGGCAUUGAAACUCGGCCAGGAUCACCCGCUCGUGAAGCUCUCGAUCUGGUAUGAGAAGACGUUCUGCAAGUCGACCUCGGCACACCUGUGUGUAACCGACGCAAUGGGCUCGGUACUCAAGAAGGAUUUCAAGCUCCAAGCACCCAUCUUGCCAUUACACGAUCGACCGGCCAGCCAUUUCCACCCUAUCAACAACCCCGAUGAGCGAACGAAGUUCCUCAAUACUCUUCCCGAGACAGAGUCUGUGCGUUCUUCGUUGACGGCUGGAACUCUUCGAAUAUUGGUCAGUUCGACGUCCUGGACCCCAGAUGAGGACUUUUCGGUUCUCAUCGACGCACUGCUGCAAUACUCUGAACUGGCCACCGCGAAUCCCAACCUCCCAGAGGUGCUGGCUAUUAUCACAGGCAAGGGCCCGCAGAAAGAAAUGUAUACCCGGCAAAUUGCAGCCCUCGAAGCCGCCGGUCGGCUUCAAAAGGUCACAAUUCGGACCGCCUGGUUGAGUGUGCCUGAUUAUGCCCGACUGCUGGCAUCGGCAUCACUCGGGGUCAGCCUGCAUACAAGCAGUAGUGGCGUGGAUCUCCCAAUGAAGGUCGUCGAUAUGUUCGGCGCCGGUCUGCCCGUCGUGGGCUGGAAUCGCUUCGAGGCUUGGCCGGAACUAGUAACAGAGGGCGUCAACGGAAUGGGCUUUGGAAGCUCGAUUGAGUUGACGGACCGGUUGACUGAGCUUUUUGGAGACAAUAAAAAGCUGGAAACCCUUCGUGUGGGCGCCCAGAAAGAAAGCACCCGGCGAUGGGAUGAUGAGUGGGAUCCCAUUGUAGGCAAAUUGCUUGGACUCACAUAG
This is a messenger RNA of Penicillium cinerascens, 1353 nucleotides long. RefSeq names its product chitobiosyldiphosphodolichol beta-1,4 mannosyltransferase. Lineage: Eukaryota; Fungi; Ascomycota; Eurotiomycetes; Eurotiales; Aspergillaceae. Gene Ontology annotation, cellular component: endoplasmic reticulum. The record is from RefSeq and is a predicted model, not a curated record. The coding region runs from base 1 to 1353 and encodes 450 amino acids. The transcript is spliced from 3 exons. Gene Ontology annotation, molecular function: mannosyltransferase activity.